GGCGCUAUCGAUCCACUUCAUGAUUGAUAACUAUCGCUCUCCGCCUUCGGCAAAAAAAGUUGACCCUGCGACGGGGGAUAACGAGAACUCAUUUUUCACCACUGCACCAUUCAAUCUCAUAUGAACCUUUACAGUUUUGCGAAUGAGAAAUUUCUGGUUCAGUCAAUGACCUGCCCCAAAUAGCAUCCCGGGAAACCAAGCCCCUUUCUCUUUUAAACGGGCCCUGUCAGCCGGCAUUCAUGCAGCUUUCAUUUUAAGAUCACGUUUGACUCAUGACUGCUCGUUAGCCCAUCGUCAAGGCCGUCUCUCACGUCGUCGGCCAAGUUGGCUUCCUUUCAGCUUUCGGCCAGACUUCUAAGUCGGGCCUCCCGCGCACUCGGCCGUCCAUCUUCUCCCCGUGCUGCCUACGCCACAGCAGCUUCGUUCAGACAGGCGAACCGAAAGGGCACUGCGCGCAACGCCAGCCCUCCGCUUGCAAACAUAGUCGGGAAGGGAAAGUCCACCAAACGAAGAGUAUCGAAAUCCGAUUUCUCGAUUGCUGGGAUAGCCACACUACCUCCCCCAUCGUACAUCCUAUCGAAUCCCGGCAAUUUCAACAAGAAACCCAAGAUCUCGCCUAAGUCCUCACCAAUGAAGUACUAUGCUCAGAUUAUCAGUACGCCGACGGCGGAUACGGCUGGGACAACUGUCCUUGUACACUUUGACUCGCAACGCUAUCUUUUUGGCCAGAUGUCGGAGGGUACACAGCGAGCGUGUAAUGAACAAUCGGUAAAAGUAGCCAGUGUUACCGAUAUAUUCCUAACAGGCGUCAUGAACUGGACCAAUACUGGAGGCUUAUUUGGCAUGGUAUUGACGCUGGCUGAUACACUUGGAAAUUCACUUGCGGCGCUGAAGGAGGCUCAGUUGUCAAAGCAGGCAAAUAGGAUGAAAAUGGAAGGGAGCCCAAAGGAGGGCAGCUCGGACAAACUACAGAAAGGAAAGGAUGACAAGCAUUCUUUGACCAUUCAUGGCCCCAAAAACCUCACGCAUACUUUGGCAACUGCUCGAAAGUUCAUUUUCCGAAAGGGUAUGCCACUGUACACUAAGGAAUAUAGCACGGAGAACACGCAUAACGGAACCAAGAAAGAACGACAAAUCAAGCCGACUUAUGUUGACCAGAACAUCAACCUCUGGGCUAUACCUGUCGGUCCCAAGCCGCGCACACCAUCUAGCCCAAGAAAGAGGAGUCUCGAUGAAUUCAAAGAAACUACCCCAGUACCGCUAGACGCGAUUGACCAUGAUCAGACUGCCAGGCAAUCCAUCGUUGCCGACAUGUUUAACUCGUCGUGGAGCUUAGAUGCCUUGGUGGAGACUCCCCUUGCCGAUGUCAAAAUGCCUGCACAGUUGUUUGUGCGCAACUCGGAAACCAAGGACUUGGAAAAAUAUCAGGGGCCGGUUCCCGGGAGUGGCGUGCGUCUUCCCAAUAUCAAUGUGUUCGUGCGCAAGCCGUGGCCUGGUGCGACUGUUGACAAUAUCCCCCUGACAAAACCGCAUGAUGAGUCUUUGUGUUACGUGAUGAAGUCUCGCGACGUUAGGGGAAAGUUCGAUCCUGCAAAGGCCAUGGCACUCAAUGUCGAAAAAGGACCAAAUUUCAGUCUGCUAACAAAUGGUCAAAACGUGAUUUCUAAAGAUGGCAAGGUUGUGACUCCGGAGAUGGUCCUUGGCCCUGAACGGCCGGGGAAGGGACUAGCAAUAGUCCACUUGCCAACUCCAGACUACGUCGACAGCCUUGUAGACCGGCCGGAAUGGACGUCCGCUGCCGUGACUAACGGCCUGACAGCGUUCAUAUGGGUCCUGGGCCCGGGUGUAUGGAGUCACCCGCGACUCCAAAAGUUCGUCGCCGGAAUGCAGUUUUGCCGCCAUAUUGUUUCGAGCCCGGAUAAGUGCCCUAACUAUCUGGUAAUGCAAAGCGCUGCCGGCGCGACUAUUCGCAUGGCCCGACUGAGGCCUGACAACUAUCUUAUCCCUGUUCACGACAAUCGGGUUAGCUCAGAAUCAGAGUCUCGCUCGGAAGCAGGAAACGAAGACUCAAGUGUUGUGCCGGCUGAGCCGGGUCUGAUCAUCGACAUGCAGCCAAAGUUUGGGCUAAAUCACUCCGAAGUGGUGCCGCGUCUCAACACAGGAUUGAUGAUUCAACAGAUGCCAAAGGCUGCUGUGACGCGGGCCGAAGUUAUCAGCAAACGUCUGCAAAAGCAACCGGCCCAAGAAAAAAUUCGGCAGUUUUUGAAAGAUCUUCCGUCCCCUGAUGCGGAGAUCAUAACGCUCGGGACCGGGUCAUCCUUGCCCUCCAAGUAUCGCAAUGUCUCGAGCACCCUGCUUUAUGUUCCCGGGCAAGGAUACUACCUAUUCGACUGUGGCGAGGGUACACUUGGGCAACUCAAACGUGCGUUUGCUCCUGAGAAGCUUCAAGAGGUUCUUCAGAAUCUACGAUUGGUUUGGAUCAGCCAUCUACACGCAGACCAUCAUCUUGGCACUGCAUCUGUGCUUAAGGCAUGGUACCACGCAAAUUAUCCAGAAGGCGUUCCGCGCCCAGGCGAAAUCGAAAUGGACAUGGCCACAAUCUUGCAGGACAAGCGGCUGUUCCUCGUAUCCGAGCAUAGCAUGAUCCAAUGGUUGGAAGAGUAUGCUAGCGUCGAGGACUUUGGUUUCGCCAAAAUUACGCCUUUGAGUGCAAACCCGUACAAGGAAUAUGACCAGAUCAAAACCACGUUUCGCUACCGUCAUUGUUCCGCGAUUGGCAAUUACCCAGGGAGGGGAUCUACGGGUGGGAGUCCUAAGGUCACCGAGCUGCAAUUUGGAGACAACAGCACAGCGCCGAAUCUCGCUCGUCUGCUUCGAGAAGCCACUGGCCUUUCAGACCUCUUAACCACGUACGUCCCCCACUGCAACGGCUCCAUGGCCGUCUCCCUAGUGUUCCCCAACGGCUUCAAGGCCUCCUUCUCCGGCGAUUGCCGGCCCUCGGCCAACUUCGCCAAGAUUGGCAUGGACUCCACCGUCUUGAUCCACGAGGCUACCUUUAACGAAGACAUGAUCGGUUCCGCCAUUGCGAAGAAGCACUCCACAGCGGGCGAAGCCAUCGAGGUCGGCCGCAAAAUGCGCGCUCGCGCCAUCCUCCUCACCCAUUUCAGCCAGCGGUACCAGAAGGUGGCCGUCGCUACCGCACGACAAUUAGAACAAGCCCAGCAUGGUCUUGUCGACGCAUCUGACCAAGACGACCCCUCUGACGACAUUACGAAAGCAAAUAUAAGCACCGGGUCCGACAAACCACCACCAGCUGUGGUCCCCGUUGUCACUGCCUUUGACCACAUGCGCGUGCGCGUUGGCGACAUGUAUACCCUAUCUGCUUAUUCGCCCGCAAUGGAGAAGCUAUUCAGCACCAUCGAACGCGCCAACGAAGAACUCGCCACAAUCAGGAAGGAAACUAUGGAGAAAGAACUUGCCGCAAAGCAGAAGAAGGGCAAGAAGGGCAAGACGGGACAGGAGGAAGAGAAGAAGGCAGCAAUUACACCCUCGCGCGGUGCGAGCCCUCCGACACCGAAGAAGUCGGCUUGGGACGCGUCUGACAGCGAAAGCGGCUGGAGCACGAGUGAUGACGAGGGCCCGACAGAGGCUGUCUCCAGCGCUCUAUGAGCUCUGAGACGCAGUGCCCUAGUUGAAGCUGGGGCAUGGCUUUCGAUUUAGCGUAUACAUGGAAGCUGCAUCUAUUGAAUACAUAUAGUUUAGUACCAUUGUGUCUUGACUAGACUUCUUGUAUAAUACUUCUCCCGGUUGGAGACUCUUGCUCUCUUCUCUUUCUCUGCUUUUUUCUUGUUGAAGCUCCUCUCAUGCCUAUGCACUUGUUAGACGGGAUACUCCUAUUGCAGUUUGUACAGGUAAUUGUUUUGGGAGCUGGGAGGAAUUAUUGGGUACCAUUUCCCUUUCAUCAUCACUGCAAAUAUCACCACCUAGUAUAUAUUCUUGCAUUAAGUUUUGUAUAUGUAUAUACAAGCGCAUAUUCACCCAGAAGUAUUUACGUUCUAUCAUUGCAGGACUCUGGAAAACAGAAAACCACCGCAGCCUCAAAAUGACCACCAGGCCCCUCUAGAAUCCAGAGACAGCCUUCUCCUUACCAUCCUUCCCAUACAUACCCUCUCCCAGGUUCUGUACACACUCGUACUUCCAGUUCUGCGGAGUGAACUUGUCGACGAUUUCCUUGAAUGCGUCGAGAGUACAAAAUGUGUCAUCGCCGGGCAGGUGGUUUUCUGGCUUCGCGGCGCAGCCAGGAAUGCGGACGGGAACGUCGUUGUAGCGGAUACGGACGUAGUGUUUUUGCAGGGACUCGCGAGCGGAGUCGGGAAGCGCCGCGAGUGGUGUGCGGGCCGUUGGAGAGGGAGGAAGGUGUGUCUUGGUUGACGAGGAGGUGGAGGAAGACGAGCCGGUGAAGAAAGAGAAAAGACCACCGUUGCUCUGCUUCGAGGUACUGGCAGGAGAGAUGGCUGUUCUGGGGUCGUGGGUAUGGUCUGCGUGGGAGAAGAGUUCAACAGCGACGGAUGAGGUGAAAGGAGGCCAUCUUCCGUUCAUGGUGCCGAGACUUCCGAGGAUAGCGGCGAGGGUUGUGUCGUGGCAUCCGCUCAUGGCGAACUUGAUAGCCUUGCCAUUUGAGGCGGAAGAGCCAGAAGCGGCGGUUUCGCUUCGCCAGCCGCCGUCUACAGCAGUCGUGACCAUGCGGUCGGUGAUGUCGCCCAUCAAAGCCCCGACGCCUAGUUUACGGUACUCGGUGCUCUCAUUGUAACCAGUGAACCACUCGUCGACGGCAAUUUGUUCCAUGUAUGACCGAGCUUUCUUGUUGUAGAAUUCAGAGGGGAGUUUGGUCGCGGGCCCGUGAGCAUCGCUUGCGUUGAUGGUAUCCUGGAUACCGGAUAGACGGGGGUGAGAGUCGACAGCCACUCGGGGUGAGUUUUCCGGCAUCCAUUUGGAGUAGACGCUGUUGAUGUAGUCCAUUUCUUCGGUGUCGUUCC
Messenger RNA from Aspergillus calidoustus, 5036 nucleotides. The record is from the annotation of a GenBank genome assembly. Lineage: Eukaryota; Fungi; Ascomycota; Eurotiomycetes; Eurotiales; Aspergillaceae.